This is a messenger RNA of Daphnia magna, 598 nucleotides long. Its product is annotated as histone H1. The record is from RefSeq and is a predicted model, not a curated record. Bases 102 to 437 code for a protein of 111 amino acids. The transcript has 3 exons. NCBI's taxonomy places the organism in Eukaryota, Metazoa, Arthropoda, Branchiopoda, Diplostraca, Daphniidae.
AUACGAUUAAAAGAAAACGAUAUUGUGACGAGUAUAAAAUGAGGGCCCGUUUAACGUGAAUAAUUCACUGUUAAGACUGUCUCCUGACUAGCUGUUAAAAAAUGAGGUUCUUCGCUGUUUUUGUUCUGAUUUUCGUGUGCCUGGCUAUCGCCGCGGACGCCCAAACCACGAAGAAGCCAAGCCCGACUACUGCACCUAAGCCUACCGCUAAGCCGAAGCCAACUGCCAAACCGAAACCAACUACUGGACCCAAGCCGACAGCUAAGCCUAAACCGACAGCUAAGCCCAAGCCGACUGCUAAGGCCAAGCCAACAGCUAAGCCCAAGCCGACUGCUAAGGCCAAGCCAACUGCUAAACCUAAACCAUCGGCCAAACCGAAGCCAACCGCACCGCCCAAGCCCACAGCCAAGCCCAAGCCAACGACUCGUAAACCAUAAGAUGAUCGUUUGAAGAGAGUUACUGAUAUUUUUCAGUUACGGCCAGGCUGGACGGUGUGAGAAGAGACUGCAUAAUUUUCAAAUAUGGAUUUAUUUUGUUGGAUUUCGUUUUUGACGCUUCUUGUAUUAAAUGAAGCCACGAAUAAAACAAUAAAAAAAAA